Styela clava is the source of this 574-nucleotide messenger RNA. The record is from RefSeq and is a predicted model, not a curated record. Lineage: Eukaryota; Metazoa; Chordata; Ascidiacea; Stolidobranchia; Styelidae.
GCCUUUUUGUAUUUGAUUCUUCAUUUUGAUUCGAACAAAAUAUCUUUGCAAUUCAUUGACACAACGAGAAUUAAUUUCUACUUUCUGAAUCCGUAUGGAAGUUCAAUUGAAGAGACCACUCACGCAUGUAAAAAUUAUAAAAACUGGAUGAAUUUACGAAAAGAAUGCGAAAACUGGACACCAACGGUUACUGAACAUCCCAUUCAGAGGGAUGGAUCCAGUUGUGGAAUUUACGUGAUAAAGUUCGCUUGGAUGAUGCUGGAAACUAAAAGCAUCCAUGUUGUUUCACCAAUCGAUGAAAGGGCGAAAAUUGCCAGUUGGGUGAUUCAGAAUUCCGACUGCGUGGAGACGUACUGCAGUUUUUGUGGGGAGACGGGAGAAGCAGAAUGGAUUGGCUGUGAUGUGUGUCCACGCUGGUUUCAUGCUGGAUGCUACAACGGAGAUAUUGCGGAGAUAUUGGACGUACUUUGGAAAUGUCCAGCAUACGAGGCCGGUUGGCAUUAAAACGCAUUUGAUGUAAAAAUAAGUUUCAAAGGGUUGCCACUUGACACUAACAAGUAGAUCAAAUGGCCAU